ACGUUCAAUCGUAUGAAUCACUAUUUUUGUCUUGAUUCCUUGACAAAAUUUCAUUUAUAUUUGGUAAGAAAGAUAAGGAUAGUCAUUUCCAUUGCAAAAUAUUAAUCAUUGGUUGUCUUUUCUUAUCUAUAAAUGGAAUUCAGAAAAUGAAACAUUAAUUGUUCGUCAUAGCGCACAGUUACAUUUUAUUAUUGUCGAUGCGGACGUUUAUUAAUAUAGUACUACUAAUUUUAACUGACUCAAUUGUGUUUUCUUCAUCUGACAAUAUGAGUGAUAAAGUUGUGACUUCGGCUAUCGCGCAAUUCUCGGCAAGGUUUUGCAAUGAACUUGACAAAAGUACAAGUGUGGUUUCCUCUCCAUUGUCAGCUGAAUUUGUGUUAGCUCUUCUUGCUUUGGGCACAACAGAUCCUGCCCAUGAAGAAUUGUUAACAUCCCUUGGGAUCACCAAUGAUGAUGCUGUACGUUCCUCAUUUUCAGCAGUAUCAUCAAAUUUGAGAUCGGUCAAAGGUGUGACAUUAAAUGUAGCUAAUAAAGUGUACUUAAUGGAUGGAAAUUAUGAUCUAAAUGAACAACUAAAAGAAGAUGCGGUUAAAGUGUUUGAUGCCUCCUUUGAAAAGGUUGACUUCAGUAAUGGUGCUGCUGCUGCGGAACUCAUCAAUAAAUGGGUUGAGAGCAAAACAAAUGAGAAAAUAAAAGAUCUUAUUUCAAGUGACAGCUUGAACAGUGACAGCCGACUUGUGCUGGUUAAUGCUCUAUAUUUUAAGGGUACAUGGAAGAAACAGUUUGAUCCCGCAAAUACAUUGGACCAACCAUUCAACGUAGACACGGAGAAAACUGUGAUGGUGCAAAUGAUGUACUUGGAAGAUAACUUCAUAUAUGGAGAGAGCCAAGAAUUAGGAGCACAGUUAUUGAGAAUGCAUUACGUAGGUGAGAACGCGAGCAUGUUGAUCGUAUUGCCGAACGAGAUAAACGGACUGGACGGUGUGCUGAAGAAACUUGCCGACGGCUACGACUUGAUGGCGGAAGUUGAUAAUAUGUUCAACACUAAAGUGCAAGUCACCAUACCCAAGUUCAAGAUCGAAACUGAAAUCGAUCUGUGCGAUUUACUGCCAAAGCUUGGAAUUAAAGCCAUCUUCGACAGUAACAAUUCAGGACUUACUAAACUGUUGAAUACAGAUGAAAAGUUAUACGUAUCAAAAGCAGUGCAGAAAGCUUUCAUAGAGGUGAAUGAAGAGGGCGCUGAAGCUGCAGCUGCAACUGCGAUAAAAGUGCGCAACAAGAGGUCGCUGUCGUCGCCGCGCGUGUUCCGAGCAUCACACCGCGCCCUCUGGUGCGUGCUGGUGGCGGACCGGAUCACCUUCAUGGCGGCGUACCGACCGCGCGUACCCACACUACGUACCGACUUGUAGAAAAACUAACGCAAGCAGUAGUUAACACUGUCGGUUCAGUUUUUUUUUUUAGUAUUAUCUAGAUUAGAUUAGAUUGGGUUGUAACGUGUGUUCUUUUGUAUGUUUCGUGUUGAUUUUUAUGUAUAUUUGGUAUAUUUUCCCAUCGUUAAUUUUGGUCGUUAAAGUCUUUGCGAUUUUUGUAUUUAUAUAUAGAAGGGUGAUUGUGUACUACUGCUUGCAUGGGU
Messenger RNA from Papilio machaon (common yellow swallowtail), 1633 nucleotides. Its product is annotated as antichymotrypsin-2. The transcript has 9 exons. Gene Ontology annotation, molecular function: serine-type endopeptidase inhibitor activity. The record is from RefSeq and is a predicted model, not a curated record. Lineage: Eukaryota; Metazoa; Arthropoda; Insecta; Lepidoptera; Papilionidae. The coding region runs from base 198 to 1409 and encodes 403 amino acids.